Periconia digitata is the source of this 1710-nucleotide messenger RNA. NCBI's taxonomy places the organism in Eukaryota, Fungi, Ascomycota, Dothideomycetes, Pleosporales, Periconiaceae. The record is from the annotation of a GenBank genome assembly.
AUGGAGAAAGUCAAGAACUCAAAGGUCGCCCAUUGGAGCGACAAGCUCGCCGUCGAAAGCGAGCAAGGCUUGACGACCGCGCAGCUCAUGCUCUUUAACCACGAUCUUAAACCUGUCGAACCCGCGCGUCGUCAAUGGGGGCCAUGGAACUUCGUGGGUUUCUGGGUCGCUGACUCGUUCAACAUCAACACAUGGAUGAUUUCAUCCAGCAACAUCGCCGAUGGCCUGUCUUGGUGGCAGAGCUGGAUUUGUGUUUGGCUCGGCUACUCUAUCGCAGCAUGCUUCGUAUGCCUCACAGGUCGCAUUGGCGCAACCUACCACAUCUCAUUCCCCGUCGUCAACCGCUCCUCGUUCGGCAUCUGGGGAGCACUCUGGCCCGUCUUCAACCGCGCCGCCAUGGCCUGCAUCUGGUACGGUGUGCAGGGCUGGAUUGGCGGCACUUGCGUCUACCUGAUGAUUCGCAGCAUAUGGAACAACUGGCGCGACGAAACCGAACCCGGCGGCGGCGGCAUCAAGAACGGCAUUCCCUCCUCGGGCACCAACACGGUCGCGUUCGUCUCCUUCUUCCUGUUUUGGGCGGGAUCCCUUCCAGCUCUCUGGUUCCCUGUCCACAAGAUUCGUCAUCUUUUCACCGUCAAAGCCUUUUUCGUCCCCGUAGCCGGCAUCGCCUUCUUCAUCUGGGCCGUUGUCCGCGCAAAGGGUCUUGGUCCCAUCGUUAAGCAGCCUGGGACGGCAAAAGGCUCAGAACUGGGCUGGCUCAUGGUCCGCGGCGUCAUGUCUGCCAUCGCAAACUUCGCAACCCUUAUCGUGAACGAUCCAGAUUUUGCCCGUUUCGCCCGUAAACCAAAAGACGCUCUUUGGUCCCAACUCUUCACCAUUCCCCUCGGUUUCGCAGUAACUUCCUUCAUCGGCAUCAUCGUAGGCUCCUCAUCCACCGUCAUCUUCGGCGGCGACCCAAUCUGGAAUCCCCUCGACCUCCUCGAAAAAUUCCUCGACGAAGGCAAAGGCAGCGGUCAACGUUUCGGCGUCUUCAUCAUCGCCGCAGCCUUCACCCUCGCGCAACUCGGCACCAACAUCGCCGCAAACUCCGUGUCCGCAGGUACAGAUCUCACCGCGCUCGCGCCACGCUGGAUCAACAUCCGCCGUGGCGGCUACAUCUGCGCACUCGUCGGCCUCGUCAUGUGUCCCUGGAACCUCCUCAAGGACACAAACUCCUUCACCACCUACCUCUCCGCGUACUCGGUCUUCCUCUCCUCCAUCGCCGGCGUCAUGGUCUGCGACUACUACUUCGUCCGCAAAGGCUACCUCCAGAUCCGCGAGCUCUACUCGGGCAAAGCUUCGGGUCCGUAUUACUACACCUGGGGCAUCUCGCUGCGCGCCUACGCCGCCUACAUUUCGGGAAUCGCCAUCAACGUAGUCGGCUUCGCGGGCGCAAUCGGUCGCGACGUCCCCAUCGCUGCCCGCCACAUUUACGAUCUUAACUUCUUCGCCGGCUUCAUCGUCAGCGCCUCCGUGUACUAUGGCCUCUGCUGGGUCUGGCCCAUCCCCGCGACUAGCAGCGUGUGGUUGGAAGUCGGAGACGAAAUCGAGGAGAUUUCGGUCGCGUAUCGCGAUAGCGAUGGGAGUGCCGCUGGGUACGAUGAGGAGGUUGUUACGGGGGGUAGUGGGAAGGGCAUUGUCCAGGAUCAUGAGCCUGCGAGGAAAUAUUGA